AUGGCAUUGCUAAUUUAUCAAGUGUGCAGCUUCUUCCUUCUUUUCCUCUGCAAUUCUCUUGUCAAUUCCCAUCAUCUCUGCGAUCCAAAAGAAAGCUUGGCCUUGUUGGAGUUCAAGAAAGCCUUUUCCCUGAGUCAAUUUGCACACUUUGGUUGCAGUGAGUUUGAGAGACAAACUUCUUAUCCAAAGACAGCGACAUGGAAGGAGAGCACAGAUUGCUGCUCAUGGCUUGGUGUGGAGUGCGACGACGAAGGAGAAGGCCAUGUCGUUCGACUCGACGUCAGCUGCAGUCGGCUCAAUGGAACUCUUCAUCCCAACAGCACCAUUUUCACCCUCUCCCACCUCCAAAGUUUGAAUCUUUCUUUCAACUCUUUUGAUUCUUCUCCAUUUUCACCUCAAUUUGGAAUGUUUCAAAACUUGAGGGUUUUGGAUCUUUCCUCAUCCUCCUUCAAAGGAGACGUUCCAAUCGAAAUAUCACACUUGUCGAAUCUGGUUUCUCUCGAUCUUUCUAAGAAUGAUGACCUCAAAUUCUCAAAUUUGGUUAUGAAUCAGCUUGUUCAUAACCUAACCAAGCUGAGGAAUUUUGCACUUGCUAAUGUAAAUCUCUCUAGCAUCACACCCACUUCUUUUAUGAACUUCUCCCUCUCUUUAACUUCUCUUAGUCUUUCUUCGUGUGGGUUGAAUGGAAAUUUUCCAAGCCACAUUUUAAGUCUUCCCAACUUGCGUGUGUUGCAACUUGAUUAUAAUUAUGGACUGAAUGGCCAUUUGCCUAUGUCUAAUUGGAGUAAAUCUCUUGAAAUUUUAGAUCUUGUUUCAACUAAUUUUUCAGGAGAGAUUCCCUACUCCAUUGGUAAUGCCAAGUUUUUGAGGUAUUUAGACCUCAGUUUCUGCAACUUCACUGGUGGAGUUCCAGAGUCAAUAGGAAACCUUACACAGCUCAAUACCAUUCAUCUCUCUGAAAAUAAGUUCAAUGGCCAAUUUCCCAAUUCAUGGAACAACCUUCAAAAGCUAACUAACAUUGAAAUCCAGACAAAUUCUUUUAUGGGUUCUCUACCUAAUUCUCUUUUCAACCUCACCCUCCUUUCCCACUUGACAGCUUCAUCUAAUUUCUUUUCAAGUCCUUUACCUUCAAAUGUUUCUUCACAUAGACUUUCAAAUCUUAUUCACUUGAACUUGGAAGGUAAUUUACUCAAUGGUGCCAUACCUUCUUGGCUCUAUGCAUUGCCACGUUUAGCCUACUUGGAUCUCUCUCAUAACCAUUUCAAUGGUCCCAUGAUGGAUUUCAAAUCCACUUCGUUGAACUCUCUCGAUUUAAGUGAAAACAACUUGCAAGGUGAAAUCUCUGAAUCUAUGCAUAGACAAGUGAAUCUUACUGAUUUAAAAUUAGGGUCCAAUAAUUUAAGUGGGGUUUUGAACUUAGACAUGUUAUUGAGAAUUCAAAGUCUAUCAUCACUUGACAUUUCCAAUAAUCACCAACUUUCGAUACACUCUACCAAUGUUAGCUCCGCGAAUCUUUUAUGGGUUGGAAUGCGUUCCCUCAAAUUAGAAAAAUUCCCCUACUUUUUAAGAUAUAAGAAGAACUUGAUGAAUCUAGACCUCUCAGAUAACCAACUUCGAGGAGAGAUUCCCGUGUGGUUUUCUGAAUUGGGUUCUUUGUCCUCCCUCAAUGUUUCUCACAACUUCUUGUCAUCAGGAAUAGAUGUGCUCUUCACUUUGCCUUAUCUGUAUGAUAUCAUUCUUGAUUUUAACUUGUUCAAGCUACCCAUUCCCACGUUGCCACCAUUUAUGAACAUAUUUACUGUUUCAAACAAUCAACUCAGUGGAAAUCUCCAUCCUUCAUUCUGUCAACACACCCACAUUAAUUUCCUAGAUUUGUCCAAUAAUAACUUGAGUGGUGUAGUUCCAUCUUGUAUAAGUUCCAGUGUGACUUUUAUUUUGAAAUUGGAAAGGAACAAUUUUUCUGGUGCUAUUCCCAUCCCAUCACCAAGCUUUUCUAUCUACACUGCUUCAGAAAAUCAGUUCAGUGGAGAAAUCCCUCCUUCAAUCUGCAAUGCCACCUUCCUUGGUGUCCUUAGUCUCUCUAAUAAUCGUCUGAGUGGUACAAUUCCGCCAUGUCUAACAAAUAUCACUUCUCUUUUAGUGUUGGAUCUUAAAAGUAACAACUUUUCUGGGACUAUUCCGACAUGUUUUUCAAGAGGGAGUCAGCUCAGAAGCCUUGAUUUGAACAACAACCAACUGGAAGGAGAACUGCCACGGUCUUUGUUGAACUGUGAGGAUCUUCAAGAUUUGAAUCUUGGGAACAACAAGAUAACUGGUUACUUCCCUCAUUGGUUGGAAUCUGCGUCGAGUUUGCAAGUUCUUAUCCUUCGAUCCAAUCGAUUUUAUGGUCGUAUCAACAACUCCAUGAAUCAACAGUCUUUUCAAAACCUACGAAUCAUUGAUCUCUCACGCAAUCGUUUCAGCGGGCCAUUGCCAUCAAACUUGUUUAAGAACUUGAGAGCCAUGAAGGAAGUUGAAGUGGGAAACAAAAAACCCAAGUUUUCAAUUGAAUCUGUCUAUCAAAGCUCAGUCGUGGUAUCACUGAAAGGGUUGGAGCUAAAGUUGGAAAAAAUUCUAUUGAUAUUCAAAGCUAUUGACUUGUCAAGCAACGAUUUUCGUGGAGAGAUACCAAUGUCAAUUGGGAUGCUCGUGUCUCUGAAAGGUCUCAACAUUUCACACAAUAAGCUUACAGGUGAAAUUCCUAGGCCGUUUGGGAAUCUGAACAAUCUCGAAUGGUUAGAUCUUUCUUCGAAUAGACUGUCGGGUAACAUUCCUCCUCAGUUGGCUGCUCUUACAUUUCUCUCCUUUUUGAAUCUCUCACAAAAUCAGAUGUCAGGACCAAUUCCUCAAGGAAAACAAUUUGCUACUUUCGAGCGUUCUUCGUACAUCGGAAACCUUGGACUGUGUGGGUUUCCUCUGCCAAAAUGUGGUGCAGAAAAGGAUCCUAAAUCUCAACUACUACAUGAUGAAGAAGAUGAAAUUUUUGAAAAAGGGUUUUGGUGGAAAGUUGUGUUCAUGGGGUAUGGAUGUGGGGUGGUAUUGGGAAUUUUUGUUGGGUAUAUUGUUUUUCGAAUUGGGAAACCUCUAUGGAUUGUGGCAAUGGUGGAAGGAAAAAGAACUUCAAAGAGACAAAGAUCAAAGAGGAGGAAUUGUUGGCCAAAGAAAAGAAAUGACUAGAAGGGUGUUUGAUGAUCAUAAUUAGUGGUGCUACAAAAUUUAAGUUUCUCAAAUUGUAUGCCUUUCAACUUUCAUAGUUAAUGAAUGAAAU
This is a messenger RNA of Momordica charantia (bitter melon), 3307 nucleotides long. RefSeq names its product receptor-like protein 6. The record is from RefSeq and is a predicted model, not a curated record. Lineage: Eukaryota; Viridiplantae; Streptophyta; Magnoliopsida; Cucurbitales; Cucurbitaceae. Gene Ontology annotation, molecular function: protein binding.